AAAGAAUGCCAAUGACUGCAAGUACUUACAACACGUUGCACGGCACGUGUCAGUCGACUUUGCGCGUGAUAUUGAAGGCAGUCUCGAAAAGGGGGGAUGAGGUUGGUGCCUGAGGCAGACAAUAUCUCGAAAUUCUGUCGCCCCGCACUUUCCCAAUGUUGACAUGCCUUGAUGCCUUGUUUACGCCACGCCUUCAUCAAUGUAGCAUCUUCAACAACGACAAUUCCCCCUCAAUGGAGAUGUCAGAAAUCAUCACAGGGGCGCAUGCAGUGGCAUCACCUUGUGGAAGCUAUGUCGCUUCCCUCUCCGCCGCCAAACUGAGGAUAAGCUCCACCUGGACUCCGGAGCGAUACACGCAUAUAAACAUUCGCCCUGUCAAGGAUGUCACCGCCCUGAAAUGGAGCCAAGACAGCAAUCGCCUGGCAAUUCUAUCCCCUCAACACGUCGAGGUCGUGUGUCUGGACGAUGCGCAUCACCGAGUCCGAUUGGACAACGGCAGUGGUGGCCUUGGCCGCUUUGCUUCGGUGGACUUUGUCGGUGCAGACCAUCUCCUCGUCAUCUGGGAAUUCGGCAAGGCGAAACUCUGGAGUCUAAGUGAAGGCAAAGGCGUGGAACUCGCGGAUGUCAAGACCGUCACUGGUGGCCAGGCGUGGCAGAUUAGACCCGGACACACCACCGCCACAUCACAAGUUUUGGCCAUUCUGACCCGGCAGGGCUCUGAUGAUCUGCUCAACAUCUACUUUCCGCACCUGCACAAGCAACUCUCCUCCACCAAACUGUCCACCGUGGAUGCGCAAUCGAUUUCAUGGUCGCCUGAUGGACGAUGGCUGACUGUACUGGAUACUCCGACUGCACCUUCAAGCGUGCACAUCUUCACCCCGGAUGGCCACCUGUUUCGCACCUACCCUUCCUCUACCGAUAGUAGCACCAUGUCACUGGGCAUCAAGUCAGCCAUUUGGUCCUCUGACUCUCGUGUCCUGGCCUUAACAAGACACGAUAGCCGCAUACUUCUCCUCAACACCCGAACUUUCGCCCCCUUGGCCAUCAUCGAGCACAGCACCACCAUCGAUCAACGCUCCUCACCACCAGACCAGCAAUCCCCCAUCUGGCAAGAGUCGGUCACAGCCUCCGGCCAGCGAUCCUACAUCCCCGUCUCCCACCCCGUUUCACCCCCCCUCUCCAAACCAAAAUCCACAGCCGACCCAGCCGACUUCGGAAUUGCAGAAGCUCGAUUCAACUGCACCGGCAGCCACCUCGCCACUCGCGACGAGCGCAUGCUCAACACAGUCUGGAUCUGGGAUAUGUCGAGCUUGGUGGCGCACGCCGUGCUCAUCCAACAUAGCAACGUGCGAAGACUACGGUGGCACCCCACCCGGCCAGACAUGCUCUUGCUAGACUGCGGCGAACGCAUCCCUUACAUCUUCAGCAUUGCAUCCGCACAGCCACCCACCCCAUUCGAAGCGAACAUGCCAUUCAACCUCACCUUCACAUGGGCCGAGACACCCGCAACAAGCAACCUCGCCUUCCUCGCAAUCUCCAAAACCACCCUGCGGAUCAUGUACCCCGAAGGCCAGCCUUCACCUAACGAUGAAGAAGGCACAACCGCGCCACAAGCCAACCCUCCCAACACCGUCUUCGACGAAGGCAACAGCGACGACUCCCUCUUCGACGUCCUCUCAGGCCGGAAACCUCUGCCGCCCAAAACGGAGCCUUCGUACACCGAGAGGAUAGAUUGGGAGGUGGAGACGGAAGAGGAGAACAGCCUGGUGCGCGUGGAUGAUACAUUCCGGGAGAAGAGGCGGAAAAGCGUGCAGAAAGCGCCGGCGACGUCGAUGAUCCUGGAUCCCUUAGACGACAGUGAGAUAUUCUGAGAAGAAUGGAAAGAAUUACAAAGUGUGUGUGUGUGCCAGAGCGCCGUGCGUUCUCAUUUGUCGGGGGUAUAAAACGGUGAAGCAAGAACACAAGCCGCGCGAUGCGAUGCGAUGCGAUGCGAUGCGAUGC
Neohortaea acidophila is the source of this 2001-nucleotide messenger RNA. RefSeq lists its product as uncharacterized. Gene Ontology annotation, biological process: mitotic sister chromatid segregation; protein localization to mitotic spindle pole body; microtubule anchoring at mitotic spindle pole body. Bases 156 to 1871 code for a protein of 571 amino acids. Gene Ontology annotation, molecular function: protein binding. The transcript has a single exon. Gene Ontology annotation, cellular component: mitotic spindle; microtubule organizing center; MWP complex. The record is from RefSeq and is a predicted model, not a curated record. NCBI's taxonomy places the organism in Eukaryota, Fungi, Ascomycota, Dothideomycetes, Mycosphaerellales, Teratosphaeriaceae.